AUGAGCACCACGGUCGCUGCCAUUGCCACGGGCGUGGAAGCCGCGGCCGAUCUCCCUCCCAACUCCGACGAUGAACUGGUGAAGAUGAAGGAGUAUGUGUCCAGGGCCAUCCUCUUACUUCAGAUGGAACUGAACCAUGAGCAGAAGUUUCUUGGCCACGACACAUCCGACGUCGCCGCCGAUGAUGAGGCGGCCGAACCCGAAGUCCACAAAAUCUGCGCGAUAAGGAUCUCCAACGCCGUCGACGUCACAGCCGUGGAGGCCGUCCUGGGGUACACCUUCAAGAACAAGGCCCUGCUCAAGGAGGCGCUGACGCAUACGUCGUUCCGCGCGACACACCAGCUGGUGGAUGCCGAGUUCACGUUCAAGGAUCUCGAGUUCCUGGGUGACAAGGCCAUCAGCAACGCCGUGACGCGCCACCACCUGCUGCGCAACCGAUCCAAGUCCAGCUCGCUCACCCGCCUCCACAGCCUCAACGUCGACAACGAGAAGCUCGCGCGCGCAGCCCUCGCGCACCGCCUCCAUCGAUUUCUCCGCCACGAGGUGCCGUCGUUCCAACGGGACGUGGACGAUUUCGCGGAGGAGAUUGCCGGGUAUCCGCUCCACUCCAACGGGCAAGUCUGCACGCCUAAGCUCCUCUCUGACAUCGUUGAGUCUCUCAUAGGCGCCGUCUCCAUCGACUGCAACGACGACCUAGAACAAGUUUGGCAGGUAUUUCAGAGGCUGGCUGAUCCGCUGAUCAGCCCCGAGACUAUGGCUGCGAUAGGGGAGCAACCAAUGACUGAGUUCAACGAGCUGAACCAUCGUAUGAGGGUCAAAGCGAAGAUCAUCACGAAACAGUCAGCCAAGAGCUGGACCGUGAAGGUUUAUCUUGCCGGAGAGACAAUUGGGAGCGCAACCUACGGCAGGAGCAAGGAUGUCGCAAUGAAUCGGGCAGUCAAGUCCUCGCUGGACACGAUCAAGGACAAGAUCGCGGGUCAACACCCAAGUGCAAAGUUGCCAACCCAAGUUUGGAGGAAGAAAUGA
Messenger RNA from Lolium perenne, 1026 nucleotides. RefSeq names its product ribonuclease 3-like protein 3. Gene Ontology annotation, biological process: siRNA processing. Gene Ontology annotation, molecular function: RNA binding; ribonuclease III activity. NCBI's taxonomy places the organism in Eukaryota, Viridiplantae, Streptophyta, Magnoliopsida, Poales, Poaceae. The record is from RefSeq and is a predicted model, not a curated record. Gene Ontology annotation, cellular component: cytoplasm; nucleus.